CCGCUGCAGUUCACUGCGUUUCCGUAGCCGUAGUUUGCUACCCGCUGAGCCCAGACCGGGGAAACAGCUCACGGAAACGAUUGAUCCCGAUCGAAUAACGUCAAAGCUGGCAACAUUUAAUGGCGGAUUAACACUGAUAUCGGAAAGGACUCGCUAAAUCAAUGUUCGUAACUCGGGUGCUUUUGGAGAGUGCGCUGGCAACACCCUCCGUAACAUGUGAGAUGUAUAGCAACAGAAAUAUAUUAACUGUGCGUUAUUUCGGCUAACUAGCUAGCAGCUACCCCCCUCUCUAUCCAAUUUAUGGUAGCUCGCUUGAUCUGUUUUCUCAACCGUCGCGUCUGUACCGGAGUAAAAUGAAGAAGUUUAACAUUAGGAAGGUGCUAGACGGCUUGACAGCGGCUUCUUCUUCCUCCUCCGCAACUGCCCAGCCGGGUACUCCCAGGGAAAACGAUGUUAUCCAGGAGACUCUCCAGUCGGAGCAUUUUCAGCUUUGCAAGACUGUGCGCCAUGGCUUCCCAUAUCAACCAUCCUCAAUGGCUUUUGACCCCGUCCAGAAAAUCUUGGCCGUCGGGACUCAGAGUGGAGCUUUGAGGCUCUUUGGCCGUGCGGGUGUGGAGUGCUACUGUCAGCAUGAGAGCGGUGCGGCUGUCAUCCAGCUCCAGUUCCUGAUCAACGAGGGGGCGCUAGUGAGUGCCUUAGCUGAUGACAGCAUCCACCUGUGGAACCUGAGGCAAAAAAUCCCUGCAGUCCUACAUUCUCUCAAGUUCAACAGGGAGAGAAUCACAUACUGCCACCUGCCCUUCCAGAGCAAGUGGCUUUACAUUGGCACAGAAAGAGGAAACAUCCACAUUGUCAACGUGGAGUCCUUCACUCUCUCAGGCUACGUCAUCAUGUGGAACAAAGCCAUCGAACUAUCCACCAAAACACACCCAGGGCCUGUUGUGCACAUCAGUGAUAACCCCAUGGAUGAAGGAAAGCUUCUGAUUGGAUUUGAAUGUGGGGUUGUGGUGUUGUGGGAUUUGAAGUGCAAAAAAGCUGACUACCGCUACAAUUAUGAUGAGGCGAUCCACUCAGUAGCCUGGCAUCAUGAGGGUAAACAGUUUGUUUGCAGCCACUCUGAUGGCACUCUGACCACAUGGAAUAUACGAGCCCAAGCCAAGUCUGCACAGAUCAUCACACCACAUGGAAAGCAGCCUAAGGAUGGAAAAAAGCCAGAACCAUGCAAGCCUAUUCUGAAGGUGGAGUAUAAAACAACAAGGGCUGGGGACCCAUUCAUGAUCCUGUCUGGAGGUCUGUCUUACGAUACAGUGGGGAGAAGAGCCUGUCUGACUGUGAUGCAUGGAAAGAGCACUGCUGUCCUAGAGAUGGACUACCCCAUCGUAGAUUUCCUAACGCUGUGUGAAACUCCAUAUCCAAAUGACUUUCAGGAGCCUUAUGCUGUGGUGGUCCUCCUCGAGAAGGACUUAGUUGUAAUAGACCUCGGACAGAUUGGGUACCCCAUAUUUGAGAAUCCAUAUCCCCUGACUAUCCAUGAGUCACCAGUGACCUGCUGUGAGUACUUUGCUGACUGCCCUGCUGAACUUAUUCCUGCACUUUACUCUGUCGGCAGCCGGCAAAAGAGACAAGGUUACAGCAAGAAGGAAUGGCCUAUUAGUGGAGGAAACUGGGGCCAAGGCACUCAGAGUUACCCAGAGAUCAUAAUCACUGGACAUGCUGAUGGGUCGAUCAAAUUUUGGGAUGCUUCUGCAUUAAUGCUUCAAGUGCUGUACAAGCUGAAGACUGCCAAGGUUUUUGAGAGGGCACGCAGUAAGGAGGAGAAGGCAAACACAGAUAUAGUAGAGGAGGACCCGUUUGCCAUCCAGACCUUGUCCUGGUGCCCUGAGAGCAGAAUGCUCUGUGUGGCCGGGGUGUCUGCCCACGUUAUCAUCUAUAGGUUCAGCAAACAAGAAAUCACCACUGAAGUUGUGCAGCUUUUGGAGGUGCGGAUGCAGAGUGAGUUUAGCGAUGGUGACUCCCCUGAUCCAGGAGGGGAUCAGACCCCCACCCUGCCCACCCCGGGAGCUUCCUCCAGCCCUCAGGAGAUUGAGCCUCCCGCUCAGCCCUCCACAGGCAGCAACUCCUCCGACGGACCCCGGGACAAUAAACCAUGCCUGCAGGUGCGGAGCUCCCCGCUGAAGCAGUCUCCGGGCUACCAGGUGGAGCUGGUGAUCCAGCUGGUGUGGGUGAGCGGGGAGCCACCUCAGCCCAUCACCAGCCUGGCUAUCAAUUCCUCCUACGGCCUUGUGGUGUUUGGAAACAGUAAUGGUCUAGCUGUGGUGGACUACCUCCAGAAAACUCUGCUCCUCAACAUGGGCACAUCGGAGCUGUACAGCCCAUCUGACCCCUACCAGAGGCAGCCUCGCUCGCCACGCAAAACACGGCAGUCCUCUGGAGACGAUCCAACUGUGACGUCUUGCAUGUCCAGACUUUCUUACUUGUAUUCUGAGUCUGUGAAAAAACUACGUUCAUCUCAGUCGACAACCUGUGAUUCCAACGAUGGGUCCAACACCUCAGAGGACCGCUGCAAAUCACCUACUUCAGGAUCUACCUCACCUUGCAAUUCUGAUGAUGAACGGAAACAGAAGUUCAUAGACAAGGUGAAGUUCAAAAGCAGACGCUUUUCCAAGACGGUUGCCAAUGACUUUGCCAAGAUGUCACGGAAAAUUAGCUCGUCUAGCGAGCAAAAGCCAGACCUGGCAGAGGAGAGGUUCCAGCGAUGGCGCUCUCUCACAAAUAAGAAGCACUUUUGUUACAUAAACAAAGGCAAGGCGGCGGCCAGGAUGACCCAGAAGGGGGCCUUCUGUAGAACUAAAUCAGAUCUCAACUACUAUGCCAAGGAUAACGCUUUCACCCGCUCACGCAGUUCAAGUGUCACCAGCAUAGACAGAGAGUCCCGAGAGGCCAUAUCCUCCUUUCACUUCUGUGAGAGUUUCCCCAGGAAGACGGACAGCGUGGUCAGCCCCUGUCUGCUGGUGGGAACCACCCAGGGCACUGUGAUGAUGGUGGCGCUCAGCCUGCCGCCCCCUGGGGACCACAGGCUGCAGCAACCCGUUGGCAUCUCCUCCUGUGGCACUAUGGUCACACUCAAAGGAGGCAUUUUGACUAUGGCCCUGUUGGACAACACUGGAACUUUGCUGCCCCCUUCCUACGAGCCAUGGUACGACCCAAAUGCCUCAGAUGAGGAGAAGGAGAAAAGCCGGAGGCGCAGGCCAGCCUCCCCUCCCUCGGCACAAGAGGGUCAAGAUUCCCAGUUCGCUGUGCUGUGUUCGGAGAAACAGGCCAAGGUGGUGGCCAUGCCCUCCCAAACCCGCAUCUACAAACACAGCAUCACUGAGUCCUCCUUCGUGCUCAGGGCUGAUGUUGUGCAGAUGGCCGGAGCUUACUGCAUCGCCUGUUUCUGUGCUAACGGCCAUAUCAUGACCCUGAGUUUACCCAGUCUACGGCCUCUGCUGGAUGUGAACUACCUGCCGCUGACAGACAUGCGGAUAGCCAGAACGUUCUGCUUCUCCAACCUGGGUCAGGCCCUGUACCUCACCUCCCCCAUGGAGAUCCAGAGGAUCACCUAUAGCCAGGAGACCUGCGACAACCGGCAGGAGAUGCUCAGUGAGUUGUUUACCCCUGUGGAGACACCAGAGGCUCCUAACAAAGGUUUCUUCAAAGGCCUGUUUGGGGGUGGCGCUCAGUCUCUGGACAGGGAGGACCUCUUUGGUGAAACAGGUGCUGGUAAGGCCUCCCGUAGCCUGGCCCAGCACAUCCCUGGCUCAGGAGGCAUGGAGGGCAUGAAGGGUGCAGCGUCUGGGGUUGUGGGAGAUCUGGCCCGCGCCCGGAUAGCUCUGGACGAAAGAGGGCAGAAACUGGGCGAGCUGGAGGACAGAACGGCAGCCAUGAUGGCCAGCGCAGAUUCCUUUUCCAAACAUGCUCAUGAUAUGAUGCUGAAGUACAAAGAUAAGAAGUGGUACCAGCUCUGAUGGCAGCGUGUGGAGCAUCAGACUCUGUUAUCACGCUCACCAGUAUCUCUAAGGAGCUGCAGGUCCUUCUUCUUCUCUUCUUUAUUUCUCUUCAUGGGGCAGGGGGUUCCGCUCAACAGACUUAUGCUUUUAUUCUCAGCACAAUAUCAUGUACACUCUGCAUUACCUCAGUCACCAGAGGACUGCCGCGGAGUAGACACUGGCCGACCCAACGUAAUGAGAAUGGAAAGAAA
Sander lucioperca (pikeperch) is the source of this 4240-nucleotide messenger RNA. It is a transcript of the gene stxbp5b, whose product is annotated as syntaxin binding protein 5b (tomosyn). The record is from RefSeq and is a predicted model, not a curated record. Lineage: Eukaryota; Metazoa; Chordata; Actinopteri; Perciformes; Percidae. Gene Ontology annotation, cellular component: SNARE complex; cytoplasm; plasma membrane. Gene Ontology annotation, biological process: regulation of protein secretion; regulation of exocytosis. The coding region runs from base 354 to 4007 and encodes 1217 amino acids. The transcript has 30 exons. Gene Ontology annotation, molecular function: myosin II binding; syntaxin binding; GTPase activator activity.